GAGGAGUACAACGAGCUUAUUUAUAUGAGAGAAGGAAUUUAUAGUCCAGGUUAUUCUUUUAUCUCAACCCAAAAGACACCAUGCUGCUCCUCAUCUUCCUACAACUGCUCUACACCGGAGCUGCUGCAGAAAUAUCCUGCACGACAACGCAUACAAGGCUAAAACAGCUGGAUGCUGGGAAUGGAGACGUUUUCGGGGUGUCAGAUGAUGGCAGGGUAUACUUCUGGCAUUCAACUCAAUGGAGGCAGAUUAAAGGAAACUAUUUACAUGUGACUGUGGGACCAGCAGGAGUUUGGGCGGUCGACAAGCACAACUUGGUUUACAAGCUGCAGAAUUUUGAGUGGAUAAAAGUAUCAGGACUCUUGAAGCAAAUAGAUGCCGGGGGUGAUAUGUUCGUAGCUGGAGUAAAUGCAGAAGAUAAUAUUUACUGCCUGAAAGAGAAGGGAACUGACAUUAGCUACACCCACAUUGAAGGGAAACUCAUGUAUUACAGUUGUGGUCCCCUGGGCUGCUGGGGCAUUAACAACAUCUAUGAGAUCUAUUACCGGAAAAAUGUGACAAAAACAUCUUGCCAGGGAACAGGGUCUGAACAAGUGAAUGGAAUUCUUGUCAUGGUGGAGGUGGGAACAGACGGAUCUGUGUUUGCUGUGACCACAAAUGGUAAAGUUGUCACAAGACUGGGUAUCAGCCCUAAGAAUCCUGUGGGAACCGAAUGGAAAGAACUGGAUCUUUAUAACAGUUUCAAACAUGUCAGCUAUGAUGCUGGAUUCCUGUGGCUCAUUGCUGAGAAUGGGCGCGUCAUUAGAUGUCCCUAUCCUGAGUCUAUACUGUCAAGCCUGUUGUAAACCCAAAGAGCUCACAGUAAACCCUGCUUUAAAUAGUCACACACAGGGGAUUAUUUAUAAAAAUCAAAAAAUCUUUUUUUUUUAAAUCCACUCUGACCAAAUCCACAUGAGUUAUUUAUC
This is a messenger RNA of Xenopus laevis (African clawed frog), 965 nucleotides long. RefSeq names its product fish-egg lectin. Bases 81 to 845 code for a protein of 254 amino acids. NCBI's taxonomy places the organism in Eukaryota, Metazoa, Chordata, Amphibia, Anura, Pipidae. The record is from RefSeq and is a predicted model, not a curated record. The transcript has 4 exons.